Molecule: messenger RNA, 4272 nt
Organism: Portunus trituberculatus (swimming crab)
Lineage: Eukaryota; Metazoa; Arthropoda; Malacostraca; Decapoda; Portunidae
Product: beta-1,4-glucuronyltransferase 1-like
Exons: 7
Coding region: 854-2293 (479 amino acids)
Molecular function (GO): glucuronosyltransferase activity
Source: RefSeq, a predicted model, not a curated record
GACGGCAGGCAGUGUACUGUAAGUUGUGAGAAAGUGAGGCGGGCUGGCACUGUGCUCCCCGCUGGCACUGUGACACUACCCUGUGAGCAGAGCCACCUGGGGAGACUGGCUUUGCACCUGAGAGCCACCCUGACCACCGGGGAGAGACAGAGAAAGAGAGAGAGAGUGCACACUGGGGAUUGGAAGAGAGCGAGAGACAGACCGCGUGUUUUGAAGCGUCCGCUAGACCCGAUCAUAUUAAAAAAAAGCUUUAUUUACUCUUUAAAGCCAGGAGCGGCGCCCCCUAGACCCCAUUGGCAUACAGAAGAGGGGAAAGACUCUUAAAAACACGUGUACCAGCAAUGGAAACUCACUCAGGAAGGACGAGAGGAGAGCAAACAAUUCUCCCCUCCCAAACACUCUUGUAAACUCGAAGACAAUUUAUGUUUAUGCCACGGAAAACAAUAUUGCGUCCUCCUCCUCGCUUCCUUCAUGGCACUGGGACUCAGGCACUCUCCCCACACGUCCCAGCAGUGCCAGUGUCCGGUAUGGAGGCGCCAGCAAGGAAAACACGUCCAAUAACUGCAACAAUGUGAAUGGAGGAAAAUUUUGACAUUGAAGGGACGAAAGAAGGAAAAGAUUAAUAUUUUUCUUCAUUUUCUCAUUUCCAAACCUCCAUUAUGAAAUUCUAACUGUGCUGUGUUGCUCUGAGGAAGAGGAAGAGAGGGGAGGAGGAGGAGGAGGAGGAGGGAAGAGGGUGGUGGAGGAGGAGGAGGAGGAGAAGGAGGAAAGAAAAGUGGUAUUGGUGGAAACAGAAAAGAAAGAAAAAGAAAGAAAAAAGAAAGAAAGAAAAUAAAUCGGUACUUUCUCAAAAAUGGUUCAGAUGCUGUGCCGGGUGUGGGGCGUGGGCAUGUUGAGUAUCCUAGCCCUCACCACCAGCAACAUCAUCCUAACCCUCCGUCUGAUGCAAGGGCGCGGCAUGGGAGGCUGUGAAUCUGCCAACACUGGAGCCAUCAUACCCCAAACAGUGCCCCGGUCUUGGACAUCAGCCCUUACCUCUUACAAUCAAUCUGAAUACCUUGCUUUCCUGCGCUCUGCCUCCGUCAACACCUCCGCCAGUAAGGUCUCCGGGGUCGUGGUGGUUGCCGGGGACUUCCAGAUAGACAAAGGGCGCGGCAGAUGGGACGCUAAAAGGAGUUACAAGAUUCAUGAUAGCGUGUUCACUGGCCCGCGUUUCCAGUCACUGACGGAGGAAAUGCCUGUGUGUCUCGCUACUCAGACCUCUGUGGAUAGGCUGUUCUGGCUGGCUCAGGUAGCGAGGUAUUGGACAGCUUCAAUGUCGGUGGCAGUCUUCACUCCUGACGUCGAGUAUGGCAUAGCGAGAGCCUACCUGUCUUACCUGGUUGCCUGCUUCCCCUUCCUGGGUGAGAAGGCCGCCUUUCACUUCGUCUACCCUAAGGGACACCUGCCCAGGGACCUCCCCAUUGUGAUCGACAAACUACAGGACCGGUGUGAUCAGCCCCUUGCCGUGCUGAAGGAGUUGCUGAAGAAGAGAGAUCCUAAGAUCCUGGCGUGGCGGGAGCGGAUGCCGUACCCACAGAACAUAGUACGGAAUGUGGCGCGGAAGAACUGCCAGACGGAGUGGGUAUUUCUUGUGGAUGUGGAUAUUGUACCCAUUCCCUCACUCUCACAGGACCUCUCACUCUUCCUGCUCUCAAAACACGCCAGGAACUGUAAAAAGUGUGCCUUCGUGGUGCCAACAUACGAGGUGGAUGAGCGCGCGUCCCUGCCAGUGAACAGGUCCUCCCUGCUGACCCUGGCGGCGCGGGGCAGGGCCAGGCCGUUCCACCAGAAAGUGUUCCUUCAUAACCAGCACGCUACAAACUUCUCAAGGUGGGAGGCGCGGGAGAAGGAACACCCGGGGGAGAGACAGGUGACCAUCAGCCAUUACGUGACGAAUUUUGAGUUUUUCUACGAGCCUUUCUACGUAGCGAGAGACGAUGCGCCGCCACAUGACGAGCGUUUCCUGGGUUAUGGCUUCACCAGAAACACGCAGGUGUACGAGAUGCACGUGAGCGGGUACACCUUUCACGUACUAUCUCCAAUCUUCACGCUACACUGGGGCAUGCAGGUCAAGAGGAGCCGGCCAGCGUGGAGGGAGAAGCAGAAUAAUGUUAACAGGAGGCUCUUCGAAGGAUUCAAGAAGGAGGUGUUUGCGCGCUACGGGAAGGAUCCUCUUAACAUGAUGGCCACUCGGAAGCCCCAACGUCCUGCCAAAGUCCCUCAGCCUCGCCCGCAGCAAAGGAAGGCGUAGGAUUGUAGGAUUGUAGGGUUGUGUUUGAAGGAUCUAGAUGUGUUUGUGUGUUUUGUGUGGAAGGAUGUGUUUUGUGUGUUUUUAAGGAUGUGUAGGAUGUUUUUGUGGGAUUUUAGAGUAGGUUAGGAUGUUUAGAAUGCAUUUACGUAGGAUUUUGUUAGGAUUUUGUAGGAUUUUGAAGGAUUUACGUGUGUGUGUGUGUGUGUGUGUGUGUGUGUGUGUGUGUGUGUGUGUGUGUGUGUGUAAGGAUGUGUAGCAUAUUUUGUGUGAUUUCAAGGUAGGUUAGGAUAUUCGGAUACCUUUAGAUAGGAUAACGUAGGAUUUUGAAGGAUGUGUGUGUUUGCUUCUGUGUGUGUGUGUGUGUGUGUGUGUAGGAUAUUUUUUCGUGUAUUCAGGAUCGCGUAGGAUAUUCCGGACACUUCUAGAUAGGAUAGCGUAGGAUUUAGUUAAGAUUUCGUAGGACUCUUCAUAGUUUUAGUGUUAUGUAUCAUUUUGUAGGAUUGGCGAAGGAUACAAGACAUCCCAGGAUACCAAAUGACUUAAUCCUUCUAUUGUAGGAUGUUUUAGGAUUGGAAUAGAAAAAGAUUACAUUUUUAGGAUCUGUAGAAUACUAAAGGAAUUUCUAAGUAGGAUCGAGUAGGAUAGGAUGUGUAGGAUAUGUCAGGUGUGUCAAGUCAAAUCCUUUUCUAAAACACACAGGGGACAGAGGCAAUAGGAUAAGUCAGGAGAAUAGGAUCUGGUCUAGCAUACCCUCAAAUCCUUCAUAUUAUAGUUGAAUGCUUUUAUAAAUGAUCGAAUUCUUUUUGUGACAAUAUAAGGGAUUAAAAGGGUAUUAAGUUAGGAUAUGAAGUAGGAUACUCUCAGAUCCUUUAUAAAAGAGCUGAAUCCUUUUAUAAACAAUCGAAUCCUUCUUAGUGACAAUAUAUAAGGGCUUUAAAGGGUAUUAAUGUAGGAUCUGGUCUAGAAUACUCUCAAUUCCUUCAUAUAAGAGCUGAAUCCUUUCAUAAACAAUCGAAUCCUUCUUGGUGGUAGAAUAUAUGAGAUUAAAAGGAUAUUAAUGCAGGAUCUGGUGUAGGAUGCCCUCAGAUCCUUCUUAUUGUUGCUGAAUCCUUUUAUAAAUACUCAAAUUCUUAUUGGUGGCAAAAUAUGAGAUUAAAAUGGUAUUAAGAUAGGAUUUGGAGUAGGAUAUCCUCAGAUCAUUUGUAUUCUAGCUGAAUCCUUUUGUAAACUCCUUGAAUCUUCUUUGAGAUGAAAUGUAAUUGAUUUUAAAGGGUGCAAUGGCUUUAGUAGUCAAUAAGAUGCUUUGUAAUAGUGUUCAACCCUUUAUAAACGGUCUAAGGCCAGAAAAAAAGAGCUUUAAAGAGUUCUAAAAGGUAUUUCAAGCUCCCAAACUCUUUAUAUUAGAGUUGAAUCCUUUUGUAAGCUCUCAGAUCCUUUGUGGGGAUGAAAUAUAUGGGAUAUAAAAGGGUAUUAAGAUAAACAUUGUUGUAAUACAUUCUCAGAUCCUGUUUGUUAGUGUUAAGACCUCUCUGACACUAAUACGUAAGGAAUGGAAGGGGUUCUGAGGUGUUCAAGGCUAAGUAACAGUGAAUGAAAGAGGUUCUGAGGUGUUCUAGGAAAAAACCCAGGAAAUUAAUGGAGUUCUGAGAUGUUAUAGCAAAAAUACAGGAAAUUAAAAUCUCUGAGGUGUUAUAGGCUAAAUAAAUGGAAAUUAAAGAGGUUCUGAGAUGUUCUAGGCUUAAAACAUGAUAUUUAAAGAGUUCUGAAGUGUUGUAGGUUAAAUAACAAGAAAUUUAAAGGGUUCUGAGAUGUUGUAGGUGAAAAAUAAGAAAUUAAAAGAGUUCUGAGGUGUUGUAGGAGAAAAAGCAGGAAAUUAAAGGAGUUCUGAGGUGUUGUAGGUGAAAAACAGGAAAUUAAAGGAGUUCUGAGGUGUUGUAGGUGAAAAGCAGGAAAUUAAAGGAGUUCUGAGGUGUAGGCAA